Messenger RNA from Phoenix dactylifera (date palm), 2022 nucleotides. The record is from RefSeq and is a predicted model, not a curated record. Lineage: Eukaryota; Viridiplantae; Streptophyta; Magnoliopsida; Arecales; Arecaceae.
GAAAACCGAGAUUCCACCAAAGCAAGCAUGCACCCAGCUAUCGCAAAGGGAGCACCAGAACGAAUCCAUAGCGAGGAGUCAAGGCGAGGGGCGAGGGGUCAUUUUCUUUCUCUCUCAUAACAGAUGGGUGGUAGGAUCUAGAUGGAAAGAUAGACGGACCCGGGGGGCGAGAGAGAGAGAGAGAGAGUGUGUGUGCUUCUGAUAAGCCCAUGUGUCCUGGGAGCGGAUCAUUCCUGUACUGGAUCGGCCGUAUUCUGUGGAGUCAGAAAGCGGAGAGGCCAGGGGGAAGUCUGCCGGUGGUUUUGUUUAUGAAAAGAGAAGGCUUCUAAUUGCCAACGAAAGCCCAGCUACUUCGUUGUUCAGAGGAGUAGUUGGACUCCCAUCCAUAUGAAAUAGACGACGACGACGACUUACUUGCAAGCAGUUUGCAGUUGGCUGUAAAAUAUUUCAUUGAAGAAUAGGAUUCGUGCAAGGAAGAGGAAGUCUAGCAUGCAGAGCUCGGAGGAGAGCUGGAGUUUGUUAUUCUAGCCGGGAUAUCUUCACGGGAUCUGAAGCAAGAAUAGUAGCAGCUAAGGAAGGAGGAAGGAAGAAGCUUCCAGAAGAGGGUAUAGCCACUAGAUCUAAAAGGAGGAGCAGGAAGAAGAGAGAAAGAAAGAAAGAGGAGUAUCGGAAUAACAAGUAUGCUUGUACCUGGAAUCCACCCAAGAGCCUUUUGCACGGUGAUGAUUUUUUAGAAGGAAAGAAAGAAAUCAUAAUCAAGCAGUGGCCAUCUUCCCUUGCCUCUCUUGUGUGCGAAUUUCGAGAGUCGACGAGCUGGCAAACCGGUGGUGGGCCGGGAGCGUGGGCAUGGGAGGGGUCGACCCGGUGGUCACUUCCUCGGCCGCCGCCCCCCCUCCCCUCCAUCUCCGCAACCCCAACAACUCCCAUCUCAGCCCUCACCGCCGCGAACAACAGCAACAACAAGAUCCGACGCCCAACCCCGCCACCCCCAACAGCAGCGCCAGCAACAACGACGGCGACGACAGCCGCGCCGGCACCAAUGCCGACGACCACUCCUCCGGCGCCGGCCUUGAGGUCGUCGAUGCCGGCUCCGGCGGGGGAGGCAGCUCAGGGCGCCGCCCCCGCGGACGCCCCCCUGGGUCCAAGAACAAGCCCAAGCCCCCCAUCAUCAUCACCAGGGAGAGCCCCAACGCCCUCCGCUCCCACGUCCUCGAGAUCGCCAGCGGGACCGACAUCAUGGACGCCGUCGCCGUCUUCGCGCGCCGCCGGCAGCGUGGGGUGUCCAUCCUCAGCGGCAGCGGCGUCGUCACCAACGUGACCCUCCGCCAGCCCGCCGCCCCCCCUGGCGCCGUUGUCACCCUCCACGGCCGCUUCGAGAUCCUCUCCCUCUCGGGCGCGUUCCUCCCGCCGCCGUCCCCGCCGGGGGCCUCGGGGCUGACGGUCUACCUUGCCGGUGGGCAGGGGCAGGUGGUCGGAGGGAGUGUGGUCGGGGAGCUGGUCGCCUCGGGGCCGGUGAUGGUGAUAGCGGCGACGUUCACCAACGCCACCUACGAGCGGCUGCCCCUGGGGGACGAGGAGUCCGAGGCGGCGGCGGCCCCGCCGGGGUCGGAGGGCAUGCCAUUGCAGCAGAGCCCGGGCGGCAACGGAGGUUCGUCGUCGCAGCAGUCGCAUGGGGGGAUGGGAGCGGACCCGGGCUCGAUGCCGCCGCUCUAUAAUUUGCCGCCGAAUCUACUGCCUAACGGUCAGCUGCCGCACGACGUGUUCGGCGUUUGGGCUUCCACGGCUCCUCGUCCUCCGCCAUCCUACUAGGUUCUCCUUCCCUAUACUAUUUUCAUCGUGAAAAAACAAUUGUUGCUCUCUUUCAAGUCCUAGUUAGAAAUAUUGUCUAUGUUCGGGUUCUUGUUUUGUUCAUGUCAUUGCAUGGUUUUUGUAAACUUUUAGCGAUGUGAUAUUAGCUACUUGUAGAAUUGGAGGACAGUUUUAAAAGAAUGUGUUGCUUUUCUUCCCCCUUGUUAUGUUCAA